AUGUUUCCAACACAAGCAAAUCUUCAAAUUGCAUUAUUUAGUGAUGAACAAGUUUAUUUAGAACAAACAGCUCGUUCCUCUUUUUGGACCCAAGAGUCCUUUCACGGUAUAAAUUUAAGUUCACUUAAAAGUGCAGCCUUAGAAGAAGUUUUCCGGCAACCAAUUGUGGAUACUUGGCACAUUGGGAUUUUAAUGUCGACAUGUAUUUCUUGGAAUUUUAAUUUUGAAAAUGAUGAGACUAAAGGACUUCAAAGGAUUGAAAUUCCUUUCGAAUUUAAUGCUUUAAGAACUGGUUAUAUACAUGGAUUGGCUACUUGGUUUGAUGUUGGAUUUAUGGGACAGACAAAAACAGUUUAUCUUUCAACAGCUCCAACAGAGCCUUUAACUCAUUGGUAUCAAGUUAGAUUAUUAAUUAAAAAUCCUCUAUUUGUUACUAUUGGUCAAUUGGUUAGUGGGAAGUUGUUAAUGUUGGCUAAUGACAAACAAAGCUAUGAUUUGGAUUUGGAAAUUGAAGUAGGAGAUAAGCGCCAACAAAACAAACUUGAUCUAAAAAUGCCUCAUUUUCGAUAUAAUGGCCAACCAGUUUCACAACCACCACCCGGAAAUUCAACAGAAAAUCCUUUAGAGCAAUUAAAUCAACAUUUGGCAAUUGCAGUAGCAACAGCACAACAACAACAAUUAAAUAAUAAUAUUGGGAAUAAUAAUUUAAAUUUUUCGCCUGCAUAUUCUACAUGUUUAUAUACAAAUUCUUUGACUAAUUCAGGAGGAAAAGAUUAUUCAACAACAACAACUUCUGCAGACAUUUUAGUACAAAAUGGUACUUUAAAUGAAUAA
Meloidogyne enterolobii is the source of this 834-nucleotide messenger RNA. NCBI's taxonomy places the organism in Eukaryota, Metazoa, Nematoda, Chromadorea, Rhabditida, Meloidogynidae. The record is from the annotation of a GenBank genome assembly.